This is a messenger RNA of Didymodactylos carnosus, 879 nucleotides long. The record is from the annotation of a GenBank genome assembly. NCBI's taxonomy places the organism in Eukaryota, Metazoa, Rotifera, Eurotatoria, Philodinida, Philodinidae.
AUGCAGUUCCUAGUGGCGGUGAUUCUACCUUUGACCACUCUUGCGCAACAAUAUGGAACGUGUACAGCCAGGAAUGGCCGUGGUGGAGAAUGUAUUAACACCAAAACAUGUGCAAACAGCGGUGGAACCUCGGAUCCGGCCAAUCUCUGCCCCGGUGACAAUUCGAUCCAGUGCUGCACAUAUGGCACAUGCAAGAAUAGCAAGGGUGUCACGGGCAUAUGUCAGCCAACUUCAACUUGUAAGGGAAGCUCCGAUCCGGCCAAUCUCUGCCCUGGUGGCAACCAUAUUCAAUGCUGCACGGUAGGGUCUACUCCGACUGGUCCUGGCACCAGUAAACCAAUUAACACGAUGCUCACGGGUUUAGCCGACAUUCUUCGUGGCGCCGGUCUCAAAGUGGUCGAGGUUGCCGGCUGGAAGACUCGUGGUCAUGGUGUGAUGGCGUCUGUGAAGGGUAUUAUUGUUCAUCACACGGCAGGCUCAUCGACGGGCGACUAUCCCUCGCUAGCAACCGUUCGUGACGGUACGUCUGGCCUUGCCGGUCCAAUCGCACAACUCGGACUAGGCCGCUCAGGAACUUGGUUUGUCAUUGCAGCAGGUCGUUCCUAUCACGCCGGCAACACCCUCGAUGACUCCAUAUAUGGAAAUAACAACGCAAUUGGUAUCGAGGCCGAAGGAGUUGGUUUGCCAGCUACCGAUAGUGGACAUGCACACUGGCCGGAAGUGCAAUACCAGAGCUAUGUGAAAGGAGUCAAAGCUCUCCAAAAAGCUUACGGUGUGCCUACUGCUCGUGUGUUGGGACAUAAGGAGGCGGCGGUACCAAAAGGCCGCAAGAUCGAUCCCAAUUUCUCUAUGGCUGAGUUUCGCGCUAAACUUGGCUAA